Molecule: messenger RNA, 1275 nt
Organism: Mizuhopecten yessoensis (Yesso scallop)
Lineage: Eukaryota; Metazoa; Mollusca; Bivalvia; Pectinida; Pectinidae
Product: acetylcholine receptor subunit alpha-like
Exons: 1
Coding region: 1-1275 (424 amino acids)
Biological process (GO): monoatomic ion transmembrane transport; regulation of membrane potential; signal transduction
Cellular component (GO): neuron projection; synapse; membrane
Molecular function (GO): transmembrane signaling receptor activity; neurotransmitter receptor activity; extracellular ligand-gated monoatomic ion channel activity
Source: RefSeq, a predicted model, not a curated record
AUGGGAUAUACUAAAUUACUAUUACAAGAUUUGUUUCAAAACUAUUCCAAAGACAUCCGACCAGUAGAGGACCAAUCGAAAGCCGUGACUGUAAACAUGAACCUUGAUGUUGUCUCCAUCAACGACUUUGACGAAGUAGCUGGAACAAUAUCGGUGGUCAUCAUCUUGUACAUUUCUUGGACUGACGAAAGUUUGGUUUGGAAUUCAACCUCGUAUGGAAACACAACUGUAUUGACGAUUACACAGAGGAAACUUUGGCUUCCCAAAAUGUUCUUAUGCAAUCCAGCAGAUUCAUUUCAACCGAUUGCCAGUAAUCACUUCAAAGUCAAUGUAAUAGCAAAUGGAACUGUAUUAUGGACACCUGGUGCUUUGUUGAAAGCAACAUGUACACCGGAUGUUUCUAGUUUCCCAUUUGACCAACAAACAUGCACACUAUCAGUGAGCCCAUGGGGAUACUCGACCAAAGAGGUGAAUCUGAAUAUACCUUCUACAUCUGUUUUUUUCACUUAUUUUUAUAAAAAUACUGAAUGGGAUGUGAUAGGAUCAGCUACAACGCGUUGGUCGCAAUCAUUUGACAUGGCAUAUUACUAUGUAACUAUCAAAAGACGUCAUAUGAAUUUUAUUGUGAGUGUUGUGAUACCAAUCAUCAUGUUAGCUUUUGUGAACCCGUUCGUUUUUAUUCUACCAUUUGACUCAGGAGAGCGGGCGUCAUACAGUAUCACAGUGUUACUAGCUUUCACGGUGUAUAUGACGGUAGUAAGUGACCGGAUGCCAGCUUCAUCAGAACCUAUGUCUUUUAUUUCUUACUACCUUCUUGCAAUGGUUGGCAUCAGUGUAGUCAUAGUAACGAUGAAUACAUUUCAAAUGAGAACAUACAGUAAACACGAUGCCGACGAACCGGUUCCUGAAUGGGUGAGGAAAGCUUAUAUGCACAUUCAAAAUAUAUUUCGAGGGAAACAGAUACAAGCUAAUGAGCAAUAUGAAAGGCCUGCUUUUACCGACGGUAAAGCAAACAACGGAUUGGAAAACAAGGGAACACAACCAAUGAAUAUGGAGUCUUCAAACAGGAGUAUCGACAAAUUCUACGCCAGUAUAUUACCUGUAUCACAGGUAAAAGAGAAAGUUAAGGCUGACACCGUCUCCGUAGUUACCGACCAUCAACCAGAGGUAGUGACUUGGCACAUGGUGGCGAAGAUAGUUGAUAAGUUUUACUUCGUCCUGUUUUUGGCAGCCACUGCCAUUGCAACUGUUGCAUAUUUCAUCAGAGUAAAUUAA